Austrofundulus limnaeus is the source of this 5157-nucleotide messenger RNA. It is a transcript of the gene plcb2, whose product is annotated as phospholipase C, beta 2. Gene Ontology annotation, molecular function: calcium ion binding; phosphatidylinositol-4,5-bisphosphate phospholipase C activity. Gene Ontology annotation, cellular component: cytoplasm. The transcript is spliced from 32 exons. Bases 232 to 3972 code for a protein of 1246 amino acids. The record is from RefSeq and is a predicted model, not a curated record. NCBI's taxonomy places the organism in Eukaryota, Metazoa, Chordata, Actinopteri, Cyprinodontiformes, Rivulidae. Gene Ontology annotation, biological process: release of sequestered calcium ion into cytosol; phosphatidylinositol-mediated signaling; G protein-coupled receptor signaling pathway.
CAGCCAUAGUUCCAUUACAAGUUUUUUUUUUCUCCUAACUUCAUUUGCAAUUCAUACUAGCUGGGGUGCGUCCUGGCUACAGUCAGAUGCAACAAGCUCCAGUUUAGUGYGUCUUUUGGAUGCAGAUGGAAGAAUUAGGUUGUUUAUAGAUAAAACCAUGGCAGAGUUCUCAACAGUGGCUUUAUUUCAGCUAUAGUAUUACUGAACCAAAUCCUGUUUUAGAAGGACAAGAUGAAUAAGAAAAGGUUCUUUCUUGAGCCUCCAGAGGUCAAAGACUAUCUGGUCAAAGGAGAUAGAUUCACCAAGUGGUCGGAGGACUCAACGAAAACUGUUCCGGUCACAAUGAAGAUGGAUCCAAAAGGGUUUUAUGUCUACUGGGUCAACCAAAGCAAGGAGACAACCUUCCUGGAUGUUGCUACCAUCCGAGAUACAAGAGUUGGAAAAUAUGCAAAACUUCCCAAACAUCCAAAAGUUCGCAAUGUUUUCAACCUGGAUUUCCCGGAUAGCAACCAUCUUGCCAAAACGUUGACCAUUGUCUCAGGUCCAGACAUGGUUAAUCUGACCUACUAUAACUUCUUUGCCUCAAAAGAGAAAGUGACGCAGAACUGGGCAGACGACAUUCUUGCAAUUGCAUACAACGCUGCAAGAAACAAUUCGUGCAGACAAGUUUUCCUGGAGAAAAUAUACGUCCGCAUUUCUCUUCAGACCAACAAGGAUGGCAAAAUUCCAGUAAAGAACAUUUACAAGAUGUUUCCUUCUGACAAGAAGAGAGUGGAAAGUGCCUUGGCAGCAGCACACCUCCCUAAAGGAAAGUACGAGAGCAUCAAGCCUGAUGUGUUCACUGAGACGGCCUUCAGGACCUUCCUGACAAACCUCUGUCCUCGACCAGAGAUCUACGAGAUCUUUACUACUUACUCCACCAAACCCACCAUGACCAAGGAUAACUUCACCAAGUUCCUCAACGAAAAGCAGAGGGACUCCCGACUCAACGAGGAGCUGUUUCCACGUCUUCGACAAGACCAGAUCAAGGCCCUGAUCGACAAGUAUGAACCCACAUCUAACAACGCCAACAGAGGUCUGAUCUCUCCAGAAGGUCUUUUGUUCUUCCUGAUGGGUCCUGAGACGUCUGUAGUCAUGCAGGACAAGCUGGCCAAAUGUCAGGACAUGACCCAGCCUGUACCGCACUACUUCAUCAAGUCCUCUCACAACACAUACCUAACAGCUGGUCAGUUCUCGGGGGUGUCCUCUCCUGAGAUGUAUCGUCAGUGUCUGCUGUCCGGCUGUCGGUGUCUGGAGCUGGACUGCUGGAAGGGCAAACCUCCAGAUGAAGAACCCAUCAUCACCCACGGUUUCACCAUGACCACCGAGAUCCUUUACAAGGAUGUGAUAGAGGCCAUCGCAGAAAGUGCAUUCAAGACCUCAAAGUACCCUGUCAUUCUCUCCUUUGAGAACCACGUUGACUCGGUGAAACAGCAGGAAAAGAUGGCCGAGUACUGCAAAACCAUCUUUGGUGAUGCUCUGCUAACAGAACCUUUGGAGAAAUACCCUCUGAAGCCGGGCCAGCAGAUCCCCAGCCCCUCUGAGCUCAUGGGCAAGAUCCUCAUAAAAAACAAAAAGGGUCAUGAAAAGCAAGUCCAGACCAAGAAACCCAGCCCUGCAGUGACCGAUCAGACUGCAGCAGCUGAAACCCCCCAGGACCCAAACUCCUCUCCCCAGGACGACACCAACCCAGCUGCUGGCACACAGGAAAACCCAGCUGAAGGAGAAGCCGCUGUGGAGGACACAGAGGAGCAAGAAGAUACAGAAGAACAGGAUGAGGAGAAAAUGAAGACAUCAGACGAGGGCACAGCUGGACAGGAAGUAACAGCGUACGAGGCCAUGUCAUCCAUAGUGAACUACAUCCAGCCCAACAAAUUCAUCUCGUUUGAAAACUCCAAAAGGAAAAACAAAAGUUAUGCCAUCUCAUCUUUUGUGGAGACCAAAGGGGAGGCCAUGAUCGCAAAGACUGCUGUUGAAUUUGUUGAAUACAAUAAGAGACAAAUGAGCAGGAUUUAUCCAAAAGGAACAAGAAUGGACUCCUCCAACUACAGCCCUCAGCCUUUCUGGAACGUCGGCUGCCAAAUGGUGGCUCUCAACUAUCAGACGAUGGACUUCCCCAUGCAGCUGAACAUGGCUCUGUUCGAGUUCAACGGCAGAACGGGUUACCUCCUCAAACACGACGUCCUGCGUCGCAGCGACAAGAGGUUCGACCCGUUCUGCGACAGGAUUGACACGGUUGUGGCGAGCACGCUGACUAUAAAGAUCUACUCAGGACAGUUUCUUUCUGACAAGUGUGUGAAAACCGGGGUUGAGGUGGAGGUGAUCGGACUGCCAGGAGACCCCAAGAAGAAAUACCGUACCAAGUGGACCACGACGCCCAACGCCAUUAAUCCCGUGUGGAACGAGGAGCCUUUUGUUUUUGAGAAGAUCCUGCUCCCAGAAAUGGCCGCUCUGAGAAUUGUAGUUCAUGAGGAGAACGGGAAAUUUGUGGGGCACAGAAUWAUCCCCGUGGACGCCAUCCAGUCAGGCUUUCAUCACAUCUGCCUGCGCAGUGAGAGUAACAUGCCUCUCACUCUGCCUGCUCUCUUUGUCUACAUCGAGGUCAAGGACUACAUCCCCGCUGCCUUCGCAGAUUUCACAGAUGCCUUAUUUAAUCCUACAAAGGGUUCAGACAAGCCCUCAAAGACCCCUAAAGAGUCUUCCUCCGACUACGUUUCUCCCUAUGAAUUACCUCUUGUGGUCCAAACUCCGUCAGAAACAGUCAAAGACGGUGAAGCUGCCACUGAAGAAAAUGCUGCUUCUGAACCUCCACCAAGCAAAGACAAUGCUGACGAUUCAUCCCAGCCCCCUCCUGAAACGAGCGCAGAAGAAGCUAAAGAAGAGGUUCCUCCACCGCCUGAACAACCUCUUAAUACUCCUGAUGCUGAACCAGCUGCAGAAAACGCCACAUCUGGGGAACCCAAUGCAGAGAAAGAAGAAGCAGCCCCAGAGGUGGCUCCUGAAACCAAAGACGAAGAAGAUCCUGGUGCAGAACCAGAGCCUGCCGUGGAGAAUCAGGAAUCUUCAGAAGCUGCUGAAGCACCUGUUUCUGAAGACCCCACCCCUGAAAAAGCAGCUGUUGUGCUCUUGCCCAGUCCAGCAAGUGACCUACCUCAGUCCCAAACCUCUGGUGAAGAGCCCUCCACGGUGACAACCGAAGAACUGACACAACACAAGAACUAUCUGAAGGUCAUCAAGCGGCAGGAGAAAGAGCUGAAAGAAGCUGAAAAGAAGUAUCAGAAAAAAACAGAAGAUCUCAUCCAGAAGCACUCUGACAGCUUCAAGGCUAUUAAGAAGAAGGCCUCGCUGAAGAAAAAAGAGGGAGGAGACAACACUGCUGACAACAGUGUGCAAAAAGAGCGGGUGCAGGAGCAGAAGGACAAAAUGCAGAAGGAGCUGCAGGCUCUGUGGUCAGAACAGAGUGAGCAGCUGAAGAAGAAGAAAGAGCAGUGUGCGACAGAGAGACUUGCCAAACUGUUGGAAAUGGCCAUGGAGAGACACACCAUCGAACUGAAGACCCUGGAGAGUGAAACUAAAGAAAAGAGGAAAGCACUCCUCAAAUGUUCCRUCUCAGAGAAGUCAAAGCUGAAAAGGGCGAUGAGCACCGAGGUUCUGGAUGAGACAAGUCAGUCCGACAGUGCUUCUGACUACAGUCCACAACAAGAGGCUCUGAUGAAGAAACAAGCUGCCACUCUGGAGGACAUCAAGGUCCUAACUAAUCAGCUCAAUCAAGAGGCUCUGACCGAGCACGCUCAGAAGCGCCGGACCCUGCCGGCGGAGGUGAAGGAAGCGGUGAACGUCUGCGUGGGGUCGCACUUCCCCGAGUACGUGGAUGAGUCCGGGGACAAAAAGGCCGGGGGUCAGUGCUUCUACGGAGACGUCUUUCUGGGUUAGAGCUGCGUAACCAUCGCUAAUCUCUGCAUUUAAUUCAGCCUUCAUGUUUUGUUAAUCGAGUUGUUGCUUGAGCUGCUUAUAUAACCCAAACUCUGAACAUUAUUAUGAAAGUAGAAGAAGGUUCAUUUAGUGAAUUUUAAAAUGUUUUAUUCAUAGCGUGAGUGUCCUUUAGAGGCCGUGAUGUUCCAUUGAAUACGCUGAUCCAACAUGUAAUCGUUUAGAAAUAGAUUUUUUUUAAACGAAGUUUUAUUUUUGCUUCAUCUCACCCAAAAUUAGAGCAGCCAGUGACAAAUGGCAUCUAAAUUUUCCACUGAAGGUCUUUGCAAUUUCUUUUAUAAUGUUAAAUAUUAGGAAGAAAUGCAGCAAGAAAAGUUAUUUUUUUCACAAUCUGCAGUGAGUGAGAGUGCCUCCAUUUGUCACACUUCAGUACGACUCAUGAUGCUGUGAGGCCAGAGCAGACCCUGACUGAACCACACAGAAUCAAGAAUCAAAAGCUGAAUUUAUUCUUUGAUGUGAAUCAGAAACAUUCAGAGACAAACACUUGAACAUGCAGGCUUAACGCGUAAGGCCUAACGUUUAGAUUUAAACCAUUAAAUCCAAGAACAUCGAGGUCAGUUAUGGAGUUGGAGCAAACUAUUUUUAGACUUUUAUGGUAAUCUAAAUCCGAGUUCAUCAACCGUCAUGAAUAUYGUUGCAAGGCUUGUGGGUUUUUUAAAAACAGCUUCGUGUAAAAAAUUUAAAUGAAUGCAAAAAUAUUCCCAGUUUAUUUUAGGAGGGAAAAUGUUCUCAUUAGAGGGAAUAAUUGGGUUGCAGAGAUCCGGCGCACGAGGAGGUCUGACUGCCUCGGUUUCAGGACCAGAAGCAUUUCAACUUUGUUUUUCCUUCUCAUAUGUAACUUUAUAGCUUCAUGUUUGGAAAUUCCCAAACUUAACUUUACUUUACUUUACUGAAGGGUUAAGAAAACGUUAUGGAUUGCCUUUGCACAGCUCUGUAAGUUCUGCUUUAUAGUCAUUUUGAAAUGCAUAAUCCCAUCAUUAUGGAAGCAACUUUUGCACAAAUAAAAUGAUUUUUCUUGCRUUUAUUUCCCCACUAACCGAGUGAUGGAGCCGAGUAUUUAUUUAGCAAUAAUAUUUGUCAAUUUUACUUAAGAAAAUGCCAAUUAAUAAACCAACAUUUAAAACUGCA